This is a messenger RNA of Coccinella septempunctata (seven-spotted ladybird), 1266 nucleotides long. RefSeq names its product protein scylla-like. The transcript is spliced from 3 exons. Gene Ontology annotation, cellular component: cytoplasm. The record is from RefSeq and is a predicted model, not a curated record. Gene Ontology annotation, biological process: apoptotic process; regulation of TOR signaling; negative regulation of signal transduction. NCBI's taxonomy places the organism in Eukaryota, Metazoa, Arthropoda, Insecta, Coleoptera, Coccinellidae. The coding region runs from base 110 to 586 and encodes 158 amino acids.
UGAUUUUGAAAUACAGUUUUGUCAGUGCAUUCGCCCACAGUACAUCGCAUCGGAAACUUGGAGUUGCCGGUGCCGGCUCAAAUUUUUUUAAGCCAGAGAACUCUACACGAUGGAAGUUAUAGCUCUUACAAACAACGUGAGGUUCGCUGGGGCAGAAGAAAUUGCUCGAGACGAAUGUUCUGAAGAAGUGGCGAUUGUAGAGACACUGUCAAAACGAUUGGAGGACGAACUGAGGUUGGCCAGGAAAGAAAACUUCCUAGAGGAAAUCCUUCUGCCGCACGGUCUUACAAUCGACAUAGCCAAGAGGGUAUUCCAAAUGGCAGAACUGGAGCCUUGCGGACUUAGGGGAUGUCUUCUUUACAUUGAAUUCGAAUUGAAAGAAGAAAAGAGGAAAAUAUCGAGUAUCAAAUGCGAUCCUUCCAUACCUUCAACAUUUGAACUCUACCUCACACUGAGGCAAGCCGCUAAUGGAUGGAAUUUAUUUUUGCCGCAAUUCUGGAAAAAAAUCGCAAGGGGAACAGUAAUGAUCAGUGCGGAAUAUGAUCUUCAAAAGAAGAAAUUGUACAGAACUCAAAAUGAUUUUUAAGCAUUUCCACAUGCCAUCAGAAUCUUAUGUUUGUUAGAUGCUUAGUGUUACUGAGACUUUUUUCAAAGGCUUACUAGCAAUAGUAGAUUUUUAGCAAUAAGUCCCCAGCUAAUUAUCUAAUAGAGAAUAAUGUUAUUUUAUAGUGGAUCCCUGAUUGAUCGCAACGAAAGAAUACCACAAUACUAACUGAAGAAAAUCGAUUCAAAAGCCUUCGGUUUUAUAGGUGUUCUUUUGAGUCCAAUCGACAUGGAAAAAAGAACCAAUUGGUUCACUCACAAAAGGUAGAUGUGAUAAAUUUAUAUUAAGUUUUUAUUCUCAAAGUAUUUUAUAUAUUUUUGUGAUAUUAGUUUUAGAAAUUAUUUAAAUCAACCAUAUUUCCAUUUCCGAUUUUAAUUCGUAAAAGCUUGUCAUACAACUUUUCUCCAGUUUAAUAAUCUAAAUUCGUGACAAAUUCGACCUGUGUUAUGAAUAUUCAACUUUUCACAUUCAUUAGCUGUCGACAUUUUUUGCAUUGUAGCAUUUCAUUUUAUCAUUUCAAUAACUAUCAGUAUUUUAAGUUAUGGUUAAGGUUAAUUAUUGUUAUUUUCCUGAUCUCAUAUCAUGAAGUUGUUGAAUAGUAACAACAUUCGUUUGUUUUAAACUUUUUAUAAAUUUUUGAUGUAAAUGAACUCAAACAAUUU